GUGUGACUUUGGAGAAUUUUGAGCGCUGUCAAGAAGAAUCUUCCGCUGAUCUUCCGCCAUCAUAAUACAUUUUGCCUAUAUUCUUGUAUCACGUCCAACAACGCGAAUAAUAAUGACAUCGGUAAGUCCAGUUGUGAUAGCAGCUACAGCUAGGCAUACGGCUACGCUAAUAUUUUUUCAUGGAUUAGGCGACACAGGACAUGGCUGGGCCAGUUCAAUGAGUGCAGUACGACUACCUCAUAUUAAAGUUAUUUGUCCCACCGCGCCUACAAUGCCAGUGACACUAAAUGCAGGAUUUAGAAUGCCUUCUUGGUUUGAUCUGCGAACUUUGGAUCCUAGUGGAGUUGAAGAUGAAGAAGGUAUAAAGAAAGCUGCAGAAAUGGUGCACUCUUUAAUUGCACAAGAAGUGGCAGCAGGACCAGAACCUUUAGCUGGUAUUAUAGCCUUAUCAUGUUGGCUUCCUAUGCAUCAGAAAUUCCCUGCUGCAGCAAUAGGAAAUAGAAAUACUCCAUUGCUACAAUGCCAUGGCAACUGUGAUCCAAUAGUGCCAUAUAGAUGGGGACAAAUGACAGCAUCUUAUCUCAAACAAUUUAUGACACAAACAGAAUUUAAAACAUAUGGAGGGAUGAUGCAUACAUCAUGUGAUGAGGAAAUGAGUGAUAUGAAGAAAUUCAUUGAAAAAGUGUUGCAGCCAUAAUAGUUCUAUUAAAUACAGCAAUGUUUUAAGUGUUAAUCUUAUUACCUUAUUGUUCUUUAUUAAAU
Messenger RNA from Dufourea novaeangliae, 762 nucleotides. It is a transcript of the gene Apt1, whose product is annotated as acyl-protein thioesterase 2. Lineage: Eukaryota; Metazoa; Arthropoda; Insecta; Hymenoptera; Halictidae. The record is from RefSeq and is a predicted model, not a curated record. Gene Ontology annotation, molecular function: palmitoyl-(protein) hydrolase activity; carboxylic ester hydrolase activity. Gene Ontology annotation, biological process: protein depalmitoylation. Gene Ontology annotation, cellular component: cytoplasm.